AUGAUACGUCCUCUAUGUAGAUUUUUGCAAAUUUUUCUUGGAAUCUAUUUGUUAUGUAAUAGUAUAUUUGGAAGAUGGACAAUCUUAAGCGUUAAGUCGAUGAAUUAUGGUGACGAAAAUAUUUUGAGAUCAAUUGAAUUUGAUCGUACUAAUAUUCCGAAAAACAUUCUUGUCGGAUCUUAUUAUGGUGAAAGUGAAGAUUCGUUGUUAUCAGAUAAUAAUAGGGGUAUUAAUGAAGGUAAUAUUGGUUUAAGUGAAUUUACAAAUUCACAUUUGAAAGAAUUAAUCACUCCAGAUAUUAGAAUGGGAUUCAUCCGAGGCCAAUAUCUUGAUAUAUUUGGAACAUUGUUAGGAAGUAAGAUUUUGGAUUAUACAAAAGAUCAAGAAAGAAUAAUGUACAAUUAUUUGUGA
Messenger RNA from Dentiscutata erythropus, 411 nucleotides. The record is from the annotation of a GenBank genome assembly. Lineage: Eukaryota; Fungi; Glomeromycota; Glomeromycetes; Diversisporales; Gigasporaceae.